Molecule: messenger RNA, 1383 nt
Organism: Penicillium angulare
Lineage: Eukaryota; Fungi; Ascomycota; Eurotiomycetes; Eurotiales; Aspergillaceae
Product: general substrate transporter
Exons: 8
Coding region: 1-1383 (460 amino acids)
Biological process (GO): transmembrane transport; carbohydrate transport
Cellular component (GO): membrane
Molecular function (GO): carbohydrate:proton symporter activity
Source: RefSeq, a predicted model, not a curated record
AUGGGGCGAAUAAACAUUUACAAUCUGAUUGUGGUAUUGUUUGUUGCCUUGGGAUCAUUCACAUAUGGAUUCAACUCCUCAAUUGUGGCAUCGUUUACGGCGCUACCGGCUUUUUAUGCAUACUUCAACUUUGAAUCCUCUGGUCCACGAGCUGAAUAUACCACUCAAAUGGUGGGAGCUAUGAAUAGUCUGUUCGCUGCAGGAGGCUUGAUUGGCGCGCUCUUGCUUGGCUGGCUUGCAAACCAGGUUGGGCGAAAGACUUCAAUUCAGAUAAUCUGUGUGACCUCGCUGGCCGCAACGAUCAUUAGCGCUGCUUCGGUGAACUUGGGAAUGUUUCUCUUUGGCAGGGCAUUCCAGGGGUUUUCCGCUGGAAUGAUGGAUGCUGUGUGCCCAUUAUACCACUCCGAAGUCUCUCCCGCAGAUUCUCGUGGUAAGCUUGUUGGUUUCCACGCCUUUCUUCUUGUUUCGGGAUAUGCUGGCGCUGGCUGGGCUGGAUUAGGAUGCUACUUUUCACCGCCAACCGAAUUUCAGUGGAGGCUUUGUGUUGCUUUGCAGUCUGUUGCGCCUUUAAUACUGCUCAUCGGAUCACCCUGGAUCCCCGAAUCACCUCGAUGGUUAAUUUUAUACGGACGUUUUAACGAAGGUCGCGAAAAUCUCCGGAAGCUACACAGAAGCCCUGAAGAUCCAGAACAAGUAUUCGCCGAGCGGGAAUUCCAAACAAUCUGCACUCGAGUCGAGCUAGAUCGUACACAGACCAUUACUUGGAAGUCCAUCAUGGCAAACAGAUCCAUUUUGCGUCGUCUAGCUAUGGGGUUUUUCGUGGUCUUCGCUGCUCAAUGCAGUGGUGUUUUAGUCGUCAAUAAUUAUCAAAUCACACUUUACAAAGGCCUCGGAAUUACUGGUUGGAAGUCACUUCUACUGCUAAGUGUCUAUGAUACCUGGGCAGCUUUUAUGAAUUGGGUCAAUGCGAUGCUUUUGGACCGUUUUGGACGCAUAAAAAUGAUGGUUUUCGGAUUGGGAGCUGCUGCGGUGGCCCUUUCUGGCGAAGCAGCUAUGGUCGCUAAAUUUGCGGGAACUGACAAUGCCGUCGGGAACGGAUUUGGAGUUUUCUUCCUGUUUCUUUUUAUCACUGUGUUUGCUAGUGGAAUGGACGCAUCCUUUGCCUCGGUUGGAUGGAGGUACUAUCUCGUAUUCAUAUUUACACCACUUGCGUGCGCACUCGUUAUUUGGUUUUAUCUCCCCGAAACAAACGGUCUCUCACUGGAGGAAAUAGAGAAUUUGUUUGAUGCGCAGGAGAUCAAUGCUGUUCCCAUUGACCCACUCAGGACUACAAAAGAGGCCACAGACGACGACAAUCAGAACAAGGAGAAAGCCUUUGCUUAG